AUGCCUAUCUUUCGUGGAAUAGAAAUAUCCGUUGUCGCGAGUGCGGGAGCCAAAGACCUGCCCGAGUACCCUCACCCCGAUGGAUCCUCGGUUUGUCUAGUCUCGCCGGGUACCGCGCCUGUUGGCGACUUCCUAGGCCCAAGGCCUUCCGACUCUUCCAUCUUGUCUGAUACAGACCCAACUCGCCAGCACAAGAUAAAUCCUCGGGUGGCUGUAUAUAUCCCAUCAAUGCCUGGCGAGCAAUUCUGGUUGAAAUACAACGUCCUUCGCGUACCGCCUUCUGCAGCUCAUCUCUACUUCAAGAUGUUCACGAACGGCCGCCUGAUCACGUCGUGGGGGAUUCCAACACAUAGCGCGGAUGGUGGCCUUUGUCAGCAGCCGGUCAGUAGCACUGUCGUCAAGGCUCUGUACGAACCAGGCCAGCGCUGGUACAACCAAGGGACCGGAUCUGAAGGCAGAGCGGUUGGCAUCGAGACGAGAUACUUUCACUUCAUGAACGGACUGGACAAGAGAUCUGUUGCAGAGGAUGGAGGUCUGAUCGAAAUUCAGGUUUUCCGUUCCAGUGGCCGAAAGCGGCGUGCCCCAAGGCUGCCCGAAUUCCGUAACCAGGAGCAAUAUGGAAUCGCCUCUCCGAGCGGGGGCUUGGUUGAGAACCCCCAAGACGCGACGUAUUACGAUUGGCUUCUCGUCGACCCGAAGGAUGCCCCUUAUGCUACUUUCCGCUUCCACUACAGAUCGAUGAAUCAUCUCCUGCAACUAAGCCUCGUCCCUCAGUCUGAGUCGAGAUUGGCUCUGCCAAUGAUGGAACCAGAAGCGUCGGUUGACCAGAAUGCUGCUCAAAGUACAGAUAAGAUAUUCGACCCGCAGUCUCCGGCAACUCCUCCCUUUACCCUUGAUGACGAGCCUCCGUACAACGGCAUGGUCAGAGGUGUCAAACGUGGAAAUCCAGAGGCUUCUUCAGGGAAAGCUUCAUCAGGCAGGGUUUCUAUUCGAAGUCCAUUUGAGUUGAUUCCCAUUGUGUUCAGAUCCCAGCGCGCUCCAGAGCUCAGCAAAGCUGCUCGAGCUCCCGCUCCACAAGACUUUCUUGAUCGACCUCUGCCUGAUCCCCCUAAGCCAAGAUCAAGACAUUCUUCACAGUCAUCGCUUCGUUCCAACUGCCCUUCACUUACUCCGUCAAUCGCUGACUACGUGGACGAUGGAAGAUUUGUUGAAGAAGAAGUGAACAUCGGCACGGCCCAUACUGUCAUGUGUUCAACACCUUCAAUGGUGGAACUGCCCCAAAGGAAAGUCGACUCUGGAGAGGGUAAUUCCAUGUCUGAUUAUGAACACUCACCACCCUCCUCGCCUGCCUCGCAGUCGUUGGAGCUUCCUUCGCCCCAAAGGUAUAUGUCGACAACUGGCAGUGUUCUUGAACUCAACAUGGCAGAAUAUAGUUCACCCUUGAUGCAACAAUCGCCACAAUCAACACGGUCGCGUCUUCCUGUUUCUGCAUCCGAGAGCAUGUUGACGAGAAACCGAACCAGGAGGUCUCCAGAGACAUUGAACCUGAGUGAAUCGGAGUGGAUGAGACGCACACCCUCACCUGUACGGCGCAAGUCAUGGAGCCGAAUAUGGAGCCCUCGAUUGGACAGCAAGAAGCCGACGUUACAACUGCAGAGGAGCAGGCGGGAUACCCGACACAGUGAAAUCAGGCAGCUUUGGUCCAGUGAUAAAACCAGCCAAGGUGUUUUGGAAGAAGAGACCAACGGGCCUACUGAAGGUACCGGGGUAAGUCCCAUCGAUACUGAGGAAGAAGCUUCCACUCCUCGAGCAGCCAAUUUCGGAGAGACCAGCUUUUCUGUGUUCAAGUUGAACCCCACCAUGCAAGACUCCGAGAAGCACAAGACCUGGGAAUCUUGCCGGGACCCUCCCCGCCAGGACUAUGAAGUAGUUGAAAGGCCAAUCGGCAACUGGAUCUGA
Messenger RNA from Neoarthrinium moseri, 1959 nucleotides. RefSeq lists its product as uncharacterized. The transcript is spliced from 3 exons. The record is from RefSeq and is a predicted model, not a curated record. The coding region runs from base 1 to 1959 and encodes 652 amino acids. NCBI's taxonomy places the organism in Eukaryota, Fungi, Ascomycota, Sordariomycetes, Amphisphaeriales, Apiosporaceae.